This is a messenger RNA of Harpegnathos saltator (Jerdon's jumping ant), 3082 nucleotides long. It is a transcript of the gene bou, whose product is annotated as glycosylphosphatidylinositol anchored membrane protein boudin. The coding region runs from base 325 to 927 and encodes 200 amino acids. Gene Ontology annotation, biological process: positive regulation of voltage-gated potassium channel activity; sleep; regulation of synaptic transmission, cholinergic. The transcript is spliced from 4 exons. NCBI's taxonomy places the organism in Eukaryota, Metazoa, Arthropoda, Insecta, Hymenoptera, Formicidae. The record is from RefSeq and is a predicted model, not a curated record.
UCUCUGCUGGUACGUACGCUACUGUCCUUCGGAGUAUCUCGCGUCGGUGGUUCUUAAAUCUAUAGAGUUUUCAAAAUGCAAGCCUGACAACAAAGAUCUGGUUAAUUCCGUUGAGUGGCGCUAGGCGAGCCUCUUAGCAGGGCCAGAGCAGCUCGCGCGUUGUUGUUCGCGUCUCACCGCAGCGUCCUGCGUCAGUCGCGCAGCGAGUCUAUCUCUUUCUCUCUGUCUGUCUGUCUGUCUGUCUCUGCUCGAAGGGCGUCGUUCGUUGGCUUACUUUCUCCGGCCGAUUUCGGUAUCUGCAAUUGAAGCUGCAAUUUUGUUGCAAUGAUCGUCGCUGGUGGUAGCACGUGCCGCUGGUGGUACAACGUGUACGCGCUUUUGACGAUAUUCCUGUUGCUGGUAGAAACAGGGCAUAGCAUCCGAUGUUAUCAAUGCAAUAGCACCAGCAACGAUUACCCGUUCCAGUGUAACGAGGUUCUGUCGGGCGACGUGGAUUUGCAGCCGAAAGCGUGCGAUGACGUUUACGGGGCGCAAUAUUGCGUUAAGCACACAGGCCGUUUCGAGGCGGUCACUCUGGAUUGCUACCAAUGCACAUCAGAGGAUGAAUGGAAAUGUAUGGAUGGUGAAUUGGUUGAAAAUUCCCUGAUGCCGACCAAUUGCAGUCAUAUUUAUGGAGCACGUUAUUGCAUCAAAUCGGUCGGCCGUUACGGAGGUGGCAUCGGUACAAAACGAUUUUGCUCAGCUGUACACAUGGGAGAUUAUUGCGACUACGUAAAACAGCCAGGCGACAAGUUGACAUAUCGCACCUGCGUGUUCACGUGUUCCAGCGACGGUUGCAAUCCAGCGUCGUCCUUAAUGCCGACCAAAAGUACAUGGAUCGUACCAAUGGGUCUUUUAAUGGCUUGGGAGAGAUUGUUUCACAGGUAGAAAGCAACGAAUACGUACGAUUGCGCCUUUAUACGGGCCUAUAGGAUUCGAUAGACUAUAAGAAUAGAUUGGUUCGAUCAAUUCAGUCAAUUAAUCGAUGAGUCGGAACAAUGACUCGUGAACAAUUUCCCAUCCGAGGCUGACGAAAUAUUCAUGGUUUUUAUUUUACGUUACUAAACAUUACGUUAAAGUAAUCUUUCACACGCAAGCGCACGCGCGCGCGCGCGCACGCACACACACACACAGACACACACACACACACACAUUCCUAUAUAUUUCUGUAGAUAUUAGACAAGUGGUGACGAAUGUAAUGUGUACCAAAGUGAAACAUGCCCGUCCAUUUUACUCACAACUAGAAGAAAAACUAAAAGAGCAUUGUAUAAUUAAGAUAUGUUUAGUCCAGCAGAUGUGUACGUUUGUACCAACAAAGGGAGGGGGGGGAGGGAGAGAGAGAGAGAGAGAGAGAGAGAGAGAGAGAGAGAGAGAGGGGUAUGAGUGAGAAUGAAUGAAUGUAUGUUUGUAUUACUUGAUUACUAUAAUACUUGUAAAUUUUUAUCUAUGAUAAAGCAACAAAAUGUUUUUAUAUCGUAUAUUAUUAAUAAAACAAAAAUGAUACGACUAAAUGUUUUCUUUUUAUUUUUUAUUUCGUUGAUAGAUCUCCCGUUUACCGCAUAUCGUGUGUGUGUGUGUGUGUGUGUAUAUGUAUAUAUAUAAAUUUUCUUUCUUCACAACGCAUCGUUUCCAUCGAUAUAAAUUUAUCAGAUGAGCGCCACAUAUACUGAUGAUAAAUUCAUUUAUAACCACACACAUUUUUUUCCUGCUUGUUUAUACACUAUAUAUUACACGAUUGAAUUUCGAUGAUGGAUUUUGACAAACAUAAUGUAUAUACGGGCAUUGCGAGUAAAUUUAUAAUUUGUAAUAAAAUUCAUUACGUUGACGUUUAUUAUACAAAAGUUAUUAGUAUUGCGUCCUUACAUAAAAAUACUGUGAAAAUUUACUGGAAUAUAUAGAUAUACGUGAUUGUAAAUAUCUAGCAAACUAAUUGACGCUAUGUAGAAACUUUACCAAUACUCCUUCUGAUGCAGAUUGUAUAUAAAUUGACGCUUCUAAAAAAGCGUAAUAAUUCCAUCCAUGUAAUAUCCAAUCCAAUGUAAGCUUCUCAACGAUAAUCUUUAUUCAAUAUCAAACAGAAUCUCAUUGAAUACCUUUAACUGUUGACAACUGUUUAUUAGAGAUAAUUGGUGAUUGACCAAUAGAAAAGACCAAGGACCAAGGAUAUGCGUUAAUAACGAUAAUUAUAAUGUCUCGCAAGACUUAUGUUCGGUAGAUUUUGUUGUUGUGAUAAAAUGACACAACGGAUUUCUCAAUACAAGCGAUAUAUGACGAAGCGCAGCAGGACGCUAUAUUUAUCUAGCCAGGUACUAUAUUUAUCGAUUUACGGUACAAUUGCACAUUGUAUGACAAAUACAUAUAUAAACGUAUAAAUCGUUAGACGAUUUUAUUUUUGUUAUUAAGCAGAAAUAUAUAAUUCCGUAUAAUAAUGUGUAGUCCUCAAUCAUAGGACUAACGCUAGAAAUAGAUUUUCUAGUAUAUUUGCUAUCAUAUUUUUCAAUUCAAGUUAAUCAUAGUAAACGAAAUCAACAUUGAGUGUAAACGUUACAUUCUUUGAAUCGAAAUGUAGAUAGAUGCAUCAUUUGUAUUUGUUCAUGGCAUUGAUUAUACAAUAUACAAUAAACUUGGUAAUUCCGCGUACAUGCACACGUUGCAUUAUACAUACAUACAUAACACACACACACACCUCUCUCUCUCUCUCUCUCUCUCUCUCUCUGUGUGUGUGUGUGUGUGUGUAUGUGUGUGUAUGCGCGCGCGCGCAUAUGUAUAUAUGGAUCGUACAAGAAAUUUCACGCGCGAGAUAAUUUCCAGAAGAACUGAGCGUAACAUUUAGUAACUGAAUGUAAUAUUUAGCAAGUAUAUAUCAUCACUGCCACGUAUACAUUUUUAUUGCUAUCGACACAUCAAGGCAGUACAGAUGGCAGUGAAAGAUGCAUGCGAUAGCAAAAAUGCUCGAUAAGUUACAACUCAUUCUUAUGUAUAAUAUGAUACAGCAGAUAGCAUAGAUAGUAUUGUAGAGCGUCGUGCAAUCUCGUAAGCGUAA